Molecule: messenger RNA, 1879 nt
Organism: Marmota flaviventris (yellow-bellied marmot)
Lineage: Eukaryota; Metazoa; Chordata; Mammalia; Rodentia; Sciuridae
Source: RefSeq, a predicted model, not a curated record
AAGUGGAGAAGGAGGUUCUGUUUUGUGCCGGGCCCGCACCUGGCUGGCCAGCGCCUCGGGCCCAGGCUCCGUGUGGACGGGGCCGGACUCAUACAGCCUCGGGCCGCCCGCUCCGAGGUGUACCUCACCUGCUGGGCUGUACCGGCCCGCAUCGCCUCACACCCCGCUGCUGAAGGCCGGAGGACUCCGCCCGUGACAGGCAGACAUCAGUCCUUCCAUCUGGCGCUUGUUAUGUACGGGUUCGUUGCUGCCAGAGCUGUGUGAAGUGAGACCAUAUGCUGCUUUUCUUUUCUUUUCCUUUUUUUUUUUUUAAAGCAGAAUUUAACCACUUUACUUAGUAAUUUUGUGUUCUCCACCCAUUGCCUUUACAAUGGAACCCAAACGCUAAGAAAAGAUCCUAUCUGCUGUGUGGAGAAUGGAUUGGAAAAGAGAAAGAAGGGGGAGACCAUGCAGGAAACUCUUGCAGAAGUUCAGAUCCCGAAGGUGAUAUGAGGGAAUGGACCAGAGAGAAAGAUGUGGGCCUGGAAGCUUUAUGAGAAAGAGGACUUUCAAACCAGUCCCUGAGACCAACGAGAACACUGUUUGACAAAGACAACUGGAUGGAGACCUAGCUGGGAGAAGGAAGAUGCUCCUGGAAGGAACUGAUACAGGAUAACAACAUGGAAAGGAAAGCCCAGGAGAGCAGGAAAGGACUGACCCACAGAGAAGUCCCUCGUGUUGUUGGGCUGCUGCUCGCCAUGGCCCUUAUGAAUGUGGUCCUUUACCUCUGCUUCGACCGAUUUUUCAUAUCCCCUCAACAUUCCACCAAGGACCCUAGAUCUUGUCCAUAUGGUUACUUCAAAAUGGGGCAGAUGAAAAACUGUUCACCCUGGCUGUCCUGUGAGGAGCUGAGGACAGAAGUGAGACAGUUGAAGCGUGUUGGGGAAGGAGCCGUGAAGAGAGUCUGUCUGUCUGAGUGGAAGGAACGCAAAGUUGCGCUCUCACGGCUCACCAGUCUGGAAAUGAGAGAUGAUUUCCUCUGUGGACUACAGAUGCUGAAAUCUCUACAAAGCAAACACAUUGUCACACUGCUUGGCUACUGUGAGGAAGACAACACUAUUCUUACUGAAUAUCACCCCUUAGGUUCCUUGAGCAACCUGGAAGAAACACUAAACCUUUCAAAGUACCAAAAUGUGAAUACAUGGCAGCACAGGCUGCAGCUGGCCAUGGAUUAUGUUGGUGUCAUUAACUACCUGCACCACAGCCCCCUGGGCACGCUGGUCAUGUGUGACUCUAAUGACCUGCCCAAGACACUAUCUCAGUAUCUGCUAACAAGUAACUUCAGCAUUGUGGCAAAUUAUUUAGAUGCCUUACCCCUGGUGAACCACAGCUCUGGGACAUUUGUGAAAUGUGGCCACAGGGAGCUUCAUGGGGAUUUUAUAGCUCCUGAGCAAUUAUGGCCUUAUGGAGAGGACAUACCUUUUCAUGAUGAUCUCAUGCCCUCAUAUGAUGAGAAGAUUGAUAUCUGGAAGAUUCCAGAUGUUUCCAGUUUCCUUUUGGGGCACGUUGAGGGUAGUGAUAUGGUUCGAUUCCAUUUGUUUGAUAUUCAUAAGGCCUGUAAGAGCCAGAAUCCUGCAGAAAGACCCACUGCUCAGGAUAUUCUGGAUAUUAUCAAAAGGUUUUGAAUUUACUCAGAGAUACUGUGAUGUCUCAGACAAGAGAAAUGUUAUAAAAAUCAGUGCAGCCAUUGAAGGGUGGGGUUUGAGGACCGAAUGGAAGUUAUAGCAGUUCUACUCUGAUGGUGGUUUUUUUGUGUAAGCCCUAUGGUUUUUUUUUUGUUGUUGUUGUUUGUUUGUUUGUUUAUUCAGCUAUGUGGCUUUUUUUUCUAUGUCCACUUGGC